AUGGAUUCCCCAGAUGUUCGAGUUGUAGGUAUUUGGGGCAUGGGUGGUAUAGGCAAUACCACCCUUGCUGGUGCUAUUGCGCCAAUUAUUGUUGUUGAUGAUGUCAAUAUUUCAAGUCAGAUAGAAUUUUUAGUUGGGAAUCAUGGGAAACACUGUGGGAACAGAGCAUUUGUUACUCUCAUAACGGGUGGAGAUUAUGCAUGUGGCAAUCCAUUUGCUAUUAAAGUUUUGGGCUCUGUCCUUUAUUCGAGGAGCAAAGAAGAAUGGGAAAGUGCACUGGAUAAACUGGAAGCAGUUCCAAAAAAGGACAUUCAAAGUGUGCUGAAAAUAAGUUAUGGUGAGUUAGAUGAUAAGGAACAAGAUAUAUUUCUUGAUAUUGCAUGUUUCUUCAAAGGAUAUGAUGCAAAUUUUUUAGAAAGAAUACUUGAUGGUUGUGGCCUCUUUGCAAUCAUAGGAAUACAAAGUUUGAUUGAUAAGACUCUCAUAACCAUCAUCAACAAUAAGCUGCGAAUGCAUGAUCUGCUGCAAGAAAUGGGUAGAGAAAUUGGAUCUGCAAAAGUUGAAGGCAUAUUCCUAAAUACAUCUGAGAUGAAAGAGAUAAUUCUGAGCCCUGAAAUCUUCUCACAGAUGCAUAAUCUAAGUCCAGAGAACAUUGUUAUCCUUCAAAUGCCUAACAGCCAACUUGAGGAACUUUGGAAUGGCGUUCAGGAUCUUGGGAAGUUAAUAGAGAUGGAUCUUAGUCACUCUAAGCACUUGACUAAAAUCCCAGACGUUGCUCACGCUCCGAACCUUGAGACUAUAAAUCUUGAAUACUGUAUAAGUUUGCUUCAACUUCCUCCAACUCUGCAAUAUCAUUGCAAGCUCAGUUCUUUGAACCUGAGAUGCUGCUCAAAACUUGAGAAACUUCCAGAGCUAUCCAGGAAUUUGAAAAGAGUUAGUUUUGGAAGGAUCACUAGUAAUAUGGAUUCACUCAAAUCUCUGAGUCUCUCUGCCUGCGCAUCCAUUGACAUGUUUCCAAGUCUUCCAAAGGUUCUAAGUCGGUUAGAUAUAAGUGGAACCACGAUAAAGGCAGUGCCAUCAUCAGUAGACGAACUGUCUGGUCUAGUUAAGUUUUAUCUCAAAGGUUGCAAAAGGCUUGAGAGUCUCCCUACUCGCAUUUAUAAUCUAAAAGCUCUCACAUUUCUUUCUCUCUCUGUAUGCUCAAAAUUGAGAUACAUUCCGGAAAUCUCAGAGCCUUUGGAAAGUUUACGCUUCCUCCAUUUGGAUGAAACAAGAAUUAAAGAGCUACCCUCUUCCAUUGGAAAUCUAAAAGGGCUUAAAGAAUAG
This is a messenger RNA of Ziziphus jujuba (common jujube), 1326 nucleotides long. Its product is annotated as disease resistance-like protein DSC1. Gene Ontology annotation, biological process: defense response. NCBI's taxonomy places the organism in Eukaryota, Viridiplantae, Streptophyta, Magnoliopsida, Rosales, Rhamnaceae. The record is from RefSeq and is a predicted model, not a curated record. The coding region runs from base 1 to 1326 and encodes 441 amino acids. The transcript is spliced from 7 exons.